Amborella trichopoda is the source of this 2909-nucleotide messenger RNA. RefSeq names its product molybdenum cofactor sulfurase (LOS5) (ABA3) (gene ABA3). The record is from RefSeq and is a predicted model, not a curated record. Gene Ontology annotation, molecular function: pyridoxal phosphate binding; molybdenum ion binding; molybdenum cofactor sulfurtransferase activity. Gene Ontology annotation, biological process: Mo-molybdopterin cofactor biosynthetic process. Lineage: Eukaryota; Viridiplantae; Streptophyta; Magnoliopsida; Amborellales; Amborellaceae.
CCUUCUCUCCCACCAUUUUUGAAAGUAGUGCAUAAAACUCGAGCACCAUCCAUUCCAACUCCUGAAACUUAGGGUUUGCUAUUAAAUUAGGGUUCGCUAUAUAGAGAAUUGGUGUUCAUCUUUAUUUUUUGUGGUUUAUUGUUAGGUUUAAUUUUUUUUGGGGAUUUUUUUACUUCUUGGUUUUCUUCAAUUUUCCUCAUUUCUGGCUUUUCAAUAUUCAGGAAGAUGAUGAGCGAGAAUGAACGAAUGGAUGAUGAGAAGGCAGAGUUUUUGAAGGAAUUUGGUAGGGAUUAUGGUUACCCAGAAGGCUCAAAAAGCAUUGAUGAGAUCAGAGCUUUAGAAUUCAAGAGAUUGAAUGGACUUGUGUACUUGGAUCAUACUGGCGCUACUCUAUACUCAGAGUUGCAGAUGGAAGCCAUUUUCAAUGACCUGAAAUUUAAUGUCUAUGGAAAUCCUCAUAGCCAGAGUGAUUCCAGUUUGGCUGCAUCAGAGCGUAUCAAUUCGGCACGCCAACAAGUCCUGGACUAUUUUAAUGCAUCAGCGAAGGACUACAAAUGUAUAUUCACUUCUGGUGCAACAGCUGCCCUUAAACUUGUCGGUGAGGCUUUCCCUUGGAGCACAGAGAGCACCUACAUGUAUACGAUGGAGAAUCAUAACAGUGUCCUUGGAAUCAGAGAAUAUGCUCUAAAUCAAGGAUCCAAAGCUGUUGCUGUCGAUAUUGAACAGCUCAACGAGUGUGGUGGGCAGUCUGAUGCUGAUGUCUAUUCCACUCGUAAAUAUUUCCAUCCCCCACAAAGACGAGACCCCAAACUUUCAAAAGAAAUGUCAAAUGAGACAUUAUAUAACUUAUUUGCCUUUCCCUCCGAGUGCAAUUUCUCUGGUAUUAAAUUUGAUCUUUCCUUGGUUAAAAAUGUUAAGGAGGACACUCAAUCGUUUUUCAAGGGUUCGCCUUAUGGCAGGGGAUGCUGGAUGGUGUUGAUUGAUGCUGCAAAAGGUUGUGCGACAGAACCUCCCGAUCUUUCUAAAUUUCCUGCUGACUUCGUUGUUUUGUCAUUUUACAAGAUUUUUGGCUAUCCUACUGGGCUUGGUGCUCUCCUUGUUCGAACAGAAGCUGCCAAGUUGCUCAAGAAGGCAUACUUUAGUGGAGGAACGGUUGCUGCAUCUAUAGCAAACAUUGACUUUGUAAGUAGAAGACAGGGUGUUGAGGAAUCAUUUGAGGAUGGCACACAAUCUUUCCUCAGCAUAGCUUCUAUUCAUCACGGAUUCAAAUUGAUCAAUGAUUUAAGGGUAUCUGCAAUAUCUCGGCAUACGGCAGCACUUACUGCUUACGUAAGAAAGACACUUUUGAGCUUAAGGCAUGUCAAUGGAACUGCAGUCUCUGUACUUUAUGGAAGCGAUGCAGCCAAGGGAUUAUCUUCGGGGCAGGGUCCUACAAUUUCAUUCAAUUUGAAAAGACCAGAUGGCUCUUGGUUUGGCUAUCGCGAGGUGGAAAAAUUGGCCUCUCUCUCUAUGAUUCAGUUGAGGACUGGAUGCUUUUGCAACCCAGGUGCAUGUUCAAAAUAUCUAGGUUUAUCUGAAACCGAUCUGCGUUUAAACUUUGAGGCAGGUCAUGUUUGCUGGGAUGAUAAUGACAUAUUGCAUGGGAAACCAACAGGAGCUGUGAGGAUAUCCUUUGGUUAUAUGUCGACAUUUGAAGAUGCAAAGAAAUUUAUUAGCUUUCUGGUAAAUUCAUUUGUUUCAAAGACAACAUGCGGGACCAAGUUGAAGUCCUCCAUUGAAGGCACGUGGAAAGGUCAUUCAGAGGGUGAAAUUUAUUUGAAGUCAAUUACUAUCUAUCCUAUAAAAUCAUGUGCUGGGUUCAGUGUGGAGAAAUGGCCUCUCAGUAGUACUGGCCUACAUUAUGAUCGUGAGUGGCUUCUCAGGAGCAUUAAUGGUGAGGUUCUAACUCAAAAGAAGGUCCCAAGAAUGUGUUCAAUUAGCACGUUCAUUGACUCUACCAAAGGCAAGUUGUUUGUUGAAUCGCCCAAUUGCCCAGAGCCGCUGCAGAUUGCUCUUGAACUGAAUACUGUUGGAAGUUUCACAGAGGAAGCCGAUGUAUAUGGGAGAAGAUAUCAAGUGCAGACUUAUGGUAGCAAAGUCAAUCAGUGGUUCACAGAUGCUGUUGGCCGGCCUUGUGUCUUAAUGAGAUGCCAUGGUGCUGAGUUUACAAGUUGCAUACGGGAAAAUGACAUCAGAGGAAGAUGUAGAGAUGUAAACAGUAGACUCAACUUCGUCAAUGAAGCUCAACUCUUGCUGAUUUCCGAGGCUAGUGUUCGUGACCUUAACACCCGGAUAAACUCACGUGUACAAAAGGGAAGUUUUGCACAUGCCACAGAAUCAGUUUAUGUGGACCCCAUGAGAUUUCGUCCCAAUUUUGUUGUAUCAGGAGCCAAUUCAUAUGAUGAAGACAACUGGAGAAGUGUCAAUAUAGGAAAGCAGCUUUUCACUGCACUAGGCGGAUGCAACCGUUGUCAAAUGAUCAAUAUCAGCCCAUGGUCAGGGCAAGUCCAAAUGUCCAAGGAACCUUUGGCGACUCUAGCCUCUUUUAGGCGAGUGCAGGGUAAGAUCUUAUUUGGUGUCCUCUUGAGAUAUGAGACGUUUCCAGUGGUGGAUAAAGGGGAAGAGACUGAGCAUACAAUACAGGUCGGAACAAGAAUAUAUCCUGAAAGAAUGUAAAGGAAUUGAAUUUGAAUCAAUUUCAAGAGAGUUUAGAAAUCGUUACUGAUUACAGAAGCUUUCAAACUUGAUAUGUUUCUCUACAUUAUGCCAUGUAAUCCAUAUAUAUAUGCCAUAUAUAUCAAGAUAAUUUUUUACAGCUUAUUUUGAUGUUGUAGAACAGUUUGUAUUUUAUAAAUGAGUUGUACACCCUC